CCUUCCGCUGCGCUGCGUGGUGGAUGAGGUGAGCAGGCAAUCAGCACAAAGGUCACGACCUGCUGUGCCGCCUGCGCUGGAAGAUUGCCUGCUGAAAACGUUGGACUGGACGAUUGCGCCGUGGUUCGGUAGCUUCGAGACAAGCACACAAACACGGCUGGCCAAGAGAUCGACAGGUGCUGCGCAGCUGCUUUUCCCUCAGAUCAGCACACCCGGGCCCUCGGACUGCCUCUACUUCUACCCUCCUCCUCACCGUACCUGGACCUGUGAAUGCCGACGCAAGGACUGCGCUUGUUGCAGCGCAGAGCGGCACCUGUGCCAUGUGGCAGCGAGUCAAAACCGGCUCCAAAGCAUCUUUCGACAGAGCGUAUGCUGCGCUAGAUAAACUCGGCCCUCCAAUAAAUAAGCUGAGCAACAGACUGGGAUCAGAGGCAUUCUGGCCGACGACGUUAGAUAAGGAGAGCGACAAGGCUGCGCGGAUAUUGAAGAGCUUCUGCAAGGAUGGCUUCUACGCAGAAGAGGAUGUGGAGGCGGGUGAUGGGCCGAAACAGAAGCAGAAAGUGUUGCAAAAGAUACCCGAACAUGUGAUUCGCAAUGCCAAAGGACUCGCCAUCUUCACUACCAUGAGGACGGGUUUGUGGAUCAGCGGCGCAGGUGGCUCAGGCAUAUUGAUCGCGAGGAAGGAAGAUGGUACCUGGAGCCCACCGUCUGGCAUCAUGCUUCACACCGCGGGGCUGGGCUUCCUCGUUGGCGUCGACAUAUACGACUGCGUCGUGGUGAUCAACUCGCAACGAGCGCUCGAUGCCUUCACCAAAGUACGGUGCACACUAGGAGGCGAGAUUUCCGCAGUCGCGGGCCCGUUCGGCGCUGGUGGGACUCUGGAAACUUCUGUUCACAAGCACCAAGCUCCGGUGUACACAUAUCUCAAAAGUCGCGGCUUUUACGCUGGAGUACAGAUCGAUGGCACAAUUGUCAUUGAACGAAUGGACGAGAACGAACGCUUCUACGGACAAAAGCUUCCAGUAGCUGAAAUUCUCGCUGGGAAAGUCCGCCAUGCUCCUUACGAAAUCAGGAGACUACUGGAGACCAUCAAGGCUGCGCAAGGCGAUACUGACAUCGACGACAGUUUGAUACCGACAGAAGCGGCGCCAGGCGACUACGAGAUUGAUGAUGGGACUUCAUUUGGUGUUCCAAAGAUGGACGAUCCGGACCCGUAUGGCGUGCUGGCACUGGAGAAAGAAGGCAUGACUCUCAAGGAGGCUGGUACGCACAAGAGAGCUUCUUGGGAGCAGUUUUCUUUCAACCCGGCCCCGACAUCUCCCAUAUAUCCGAUAUACACUCGGCAAAGCCAAGACUUGAGCGCACGCUCAACGAGCCGACGUAGUAGCUGGCGGUCGAGUGCGUUUAGCGCGGAACCGAAGACACCGAGCUCUCUGAGGAAUAGUUUGGAUCGGAGGCGCUCGCUUGUCGUAAUGGCAGACACAUCGACACAGACAGAACCCGCCGUUGACGUUCCUCCGUCACCAAGCAGGAGAAGCAUAGGCGGCCACAGUCAGCAUAGUAGCAAAGGCAGCAUUUCGAACCUGAACACGUCGACUAUGCAAGACGUCCCAGAGCAUGAAGUUCUCACAACACCACACGCACAAGACGCGCCUGUCAACAUCAGCACUGCGAAUGGCUACACCACUCCUCCUCAUACACCACCCGCGACGUCGGAAGCUCCUCACGAUGUCUCUGACCACGAAGACGAUCAUUAUGACGAUGUACAGAUCAUUGAGCAACCGGUCGUGCACUCCGUUCAAUCCGUGCAGCCUGUCACAUCGCAGACCUUGUCCAAGGCGCGCAUCGUCAAUGUUCCCAAACGUUUACCGCCUAAGCUGCCUCCACGGAACCCAGGACGCAAUGUCGCGGUCGAUCAGUCCCCAUUGUCUCGCACUCCUUCGCCGGAAAAGUUUCCAGCCACUGCUGCCGUGCAAAGCCUGCCCGCACGUACAGACGGAACCGUGGCUGAUAUUGAUGUGGGGAGUCCUCAAGAGAAAAGCGCGGAGGAGUUGGUGCGCAACGCGGAUCCCGUCAGCCCCAUCUCUGAGGUGGGGGCGGAGAUUAUGACAGCCACAAAGCUUGAGGCAGUGAGUCUGCGUGGUGUCCAGAAGGAGCUGGACAAGGAUCACGCCGUCUCGCCUAUCACCACCGAGCAAGAUGAGAAGCGUGGAACCACAGUACCGGAGGCGAAAGAGAAGAUGCCAGGAGGCUUCGACUGAGAAGUUCCAUUUCUUGCAAUUAUGGAUAACGAAUGAUGAAAGGUCUUGGGUAUGGAUAUAGCGGCAGCGAGGGCGUUACUUAAGGGGCAUGUGUGCUCGUCUAAUACCCCAGUCUCAUGCAUGGGAUGCGGAUGUCCGGCAGGAUUGAUUCCUGGUCAUUAUUGAGAUCGUGUAUAGGUUAUUGUCAAGUCGUAUUCCUGGUUGAGGUUGUGGGGACCAUCUACCUGUUUCACAG
Cercospora beticola is the source of this 2496-nucleotide messenger RNA. Its product is annotated as lipid-binding SYLF domain-containing protein. Gene Ontology annotation, biological process: regulation of ruffle assembly. Gene Ontology annotation, molecular function: phosphatidylinositol binding. The record is from RefSeq and is a predicted model, not a curated record. Gene Ontology annotation, cellular component: ruffle membrane. NCBI's taxonomy places the organism in Eukaryota, Fungi, Ascomycota, Dothideomycetes, Mycosphaerellales, Mycosphaerellaceae.